Molecule: messenger RNA, 1578 nt
Organism: Canis lupus familiaris (dog)
Lineage: Eukaryota; Metazoa; Chordata; Mammalia; Carnivora; Canidae
Gene: SPAG8
Product: sperm associated antigen 8
Exons: 7
Coding region: 121-1449 (442 amino acids)
Biological process (GO): positive regulation of transcription by RNA polymerase II
Cellular component (GO): cytoplasm; nucleus
Molecular function (GO): microtubule binding
Source: RefSeq, a predicted model, not a curated record
UCCGCCCCGCAGAGAAUUUGCCUCCACCCCCACCCAGCCCCUUACGCCCAACUCGCGUUCUGCGCAGGCUCCUGGAAUUGUUUGUCGUCUCUAUGGCAACACGGUGGCUAGUGCCGGGAGAUGGAGGUCCUGGAGUCUACCCGGCGGCAAUCGCGGUCUCGAUCUUUAGCCGUACAGCCUGGCGCUGAAGGGCUCGGGUCCACUUCAGAACUGUUGCCUUCAGAUGGCAAUCCUAGGUCGGCCCUGGCAGCCACAACUGCUGCAGCUACCGCCGCAACCACCGCCAAAACUGCUGCGUUCUCCACGAAGACCCCACAGUGCCGCUCUGAGCCGAGCGUUCUCCGUCCUCCUGGGGAGCCCUGCACUGGAGCCAGCUUUACUCACAAGAUAGGCUGGAGGAGACUUGGCUUUGAGCCUGUCUGUGUUUCCCGUUUCAGCCAGGAUCCCUGUACUACAAAUGACCUUAGCUCUAGUCCCGUCCCUGUUCCUGGCUCCAGUGCUGGUCCUAGCCAUGGCUCUGGCCCUGGCUGUGACUCUGGUCAAGGCACUGGUCCUGAUUCUGGCCCUGGUUCUGCCACUGACACUGGGCCUAGUCCAGACUGUGGCCAUGACCCUGAGCUCAGCCCCUACAGUCUCCCAAGCUUCAGAAACCCUGGGGAAGAGCUGGUCCCUGACUAUACCUCCUGGAAUCACUACAGCCACCACUGGGAACCUCAGAAACAACCCUGGAAAUUUUUGCAAGUUUCAGGACCUGGUGCCCAAGGGCAACAGAAGACCCCCCAGGUUGAAGGGAAGUGUAAGGUUCUCAAUGAAACAUUGCCACGGGGCCACUGCCUUCUCUACAACUGGGAGGAGGAGAGAGCCACCAACCACCUGGAUCAAGUCCCAAGCAUGCAAGAUGGCUCUGAGAGUUUCUUCUUUCGACAUGGACACCAGGGACUGCUGACCAUGCAGCUACCGUCACCCAUGUCCUUCAGCACCACCCAGAAAGACUCCUACCAGCCCCCACGAAACUACUAUCCGCCAAUUCGAGGAAAGCGUGAAGCCAUGCUAGAGAUGCUCCUGCACCAUCAGAUCUGUAAAGAGGUGCAGGCAGAGCAGGAACCCACAGGGAAGCACCCUGAGGUCGAGUCUGUGACACACCACGACUACCGAAAGGAGCUGGUACAAGCCAGGCCUCCUGCCCCAACCAAGCCUCAUGACUACCGAUGGGAACAGCCUGAAACCUUCUGGAUACAGAGGGCACCACAGCUACCGGGUGUCAGCAACAUCAAGACCCUGGACACGCCAUUCCAGAAGAACUGCAGCUUCUCGACACCAGUACCUUUAUCGCUGGGGCAGCCUUUGCCCUAUGAACCUGAGAAUUAUUCCCACCAACUGGGAGAAAUAUCUUCCCGUGCCUGUCAGGGAGGAGGACAACGUGGUGAAAUGGGUAGAACUACUAUCUAAGGCUUGAGGAGGGAAGAGGGAUGUGGAAUAUAGAGUCUAUCUCCGUCUGUACUGGAGAGGUGGGAAAGAAGUAAAUUCUGUCUGUACUUGGUAAAGGGGCUUUCCAUAAAGGGUCCUCACUCAUCCUGA